GGAGAAGACAUUUUUUUGAAACUGUCAAAAAUUGUCAAUAUUUAUCAUAAUUUUUUUAUUCAAGAAAAACAAACAGUUUUUAAGAUUGUUGGCUGCAAUUACUUAUACACAACCAUAACAUAACGCAAAAGGACAUACAUUUUGGGCCAGAUCAUGGAAGCACCUAAAGACAAAUACUACCUAACGUAUCUAACAUUUUUAGUUCAUGGAAUAGGAAUACUUAUGCCUUGGAAUAUGUUUAUCACAGCUAUUGGAUAUUUUACACAACACAAACUGUCACCUUCAUAUAUUGGAUAUGACUUUCCGUAUUUACCGAAAUUUAUGCAAUAUUUAACAUUUUGCUCCCAAAUACCUGCCCUCAUACUAAGUUGGCUGAAUAUUUUUGUGAGGAUUAAAGGACCAUUGACAAUAAGAAUUGUUUGCAGUAUAGGGGUUGUUAUUGUAGUGUUUAUUUUUACUAUAUUUAUGGCAAUGCUAGACACCAGUGGUGCACCUCAAUUCUUCUUUUGGCAGACUAUGUUAUGUGUCGUGAUAAUGAAUAGUGCCAACGGAGUUUACCAAAACAGCAUAUUUGGCAUAGUAGCAAAAUUACCUGGUAAAUACACAGCAGCAGUCAUUUUGGGAAACAAUAUAAGUGGAACCUUCGCCUCUUUGGUCAGCCUUAUUUCGAAACUAAGUACUCCAAAUCUAAAACUGGCUGCAAUAUGGUAUUUUAUUAUGGCUCUGUUUGUACUUUUGUUGUGCUUCGACACGUAUUUUGCCCUACCUCUUAAUAAAUACUACCGGUUUUUCGAUGAACAUGAAAAGCAGGUAGAGCAGCAAGGCGUAAGUUCUAAUAACGAAAGAGAAACACCUCCUUAUUGGCAAAUUACUAAGCAAGCAUUUCCCCAGUUGGCAAAUGUAUUUUUAGUGUUUUUCGUAACGCUUGCGGUUUUUCCCGCCCUUCAAGCAGGUAUUCAGAAAAGUUCAGAAAACUUCUUUGUUUCUGACCGUGUUUACGUGGACGUUAUGUGCUUCUUGACAUUUAAUUUGUUUGCAAUGAUUGGUUCAUGGUUGCCUACAUAUAUCAUAUGGCCUGGUCCAAAAAAGCUGUGGAUACCUGUUGUAGUUAGACUGAUAUACAUACCUCUGUUUUUAUUCUGCAACUAUCAGGUGGAAGGAGUGACUAGAAAGUUACCAGUACUUUUCAAAAACGACUAUGUUUAUUUUCUUAUAGGAUCAACAAUGGCAAUUACAAGUGGAUAUUUAAGUUCAUUGGCUAUGAUGUAUGCUCCUGGUACGGUGGAAGAACGUUAUGCACAAACGGCAGCAAUGAUUGCAGCAGCAGCUCUACUGUCUGGAAUAUUCCUUGGUAUUAUUUUUGCUUUUAUAUGGCCAGAAAUGAUUCUUAUUGGCUAGAAAUAAAUAAAUUAAAUUGAA
Diabrotica virgifera virgifera (western corn rootworm) is the source of this 1419-nucleotide messenger RNA. RefSeq names its product equilibrative nucleoside transporter 1-like. NCBI's taxonomy places the organism in Eukaryota, Metazoa, Arthropoda, Insecta, Coleoptera, Chrysomelidae. The record is from RefSeq and is a predicted model, not a curated record. The transcript is spliced from 8 exons. Gene Ontology annotation, biological process: nucleoside transmembrane transport. Gene Ontology annotation, cellular component: plasma membrane. Gene Ontology annotation, molecular function: nucleoside transmembrane transporter activity. The coding region runs from base 154 to 1398 and encodes 414 amino acids.